AUGCGGAGGCCUUUGUUCUUGCGCAUCGUCAACGCAGUUGUAGCUCGUGACUCGUAUUUCAUGCAAACCACCGAUGUUGUUGGGCAGCAAAGUAUAUCGACUUUGCAGAAAUGCACAUCCGCUCUACGCCAACUUGCUUACGGAACUACUGCAGAUAUGUUUGAUGAGUAUCUCCAUGUGAGCGAGCAAACUGGACGCGAGUGCCUAGCAAGAUUCUGUCGGGCAGUGAUCGAAGAAUUCAAGGAUACAUACUUGAGAAAGCCAACGACCGAUGACGUUCGCAUGUUGGUCCACAUUCACGAGCAGGCCCACGGCUUCCCGGGGAUGCCGGGCAGUAUCGACUAUGAGAUCUACCCUCGAUGGCCCGUGUUCGUGAAGACUAUCACAUGUCCGACAAAGCCAAAGAGGUCAUUGUUCGCCCAAAAGCAAGAGGCGACUCAGAAAGAUGUGGAGCUUGCAUUCGGAGUCCUCCAAGCACGGUGGGCUAUGGACGAGCGAGAAAAUGUCACUUUGUGGAGCGACGAUCCGCUCGCCAGCACCACCAGUAACUACACGGUCACCGCCCCGCCCGUGCAGGGUGUUCCUCCCGACAUGCGCAAUGUCAUGGCUCGUUCAGCUGCGAUGCGCCAAGAUGAAGCACACACUCGCCUCCAAGCGGAUCUAAUUGAAGAAAUUUAA
This is a messenger RNA of Salvia splendens (bonfire salvia), 678 nucleotides long. RefSeq lists its product as uncharacterized. The record is from RefSeq and is a predicted model, not a curated record. Bases 1 to 678 code for a protein of 225 amino acids. The transcript is spliced from 3 exons. Lineage: Eukaryota; Viridiplantae; Streptophyta; Magnoliopsida; Lamiales; Lamiaceae.